Messenger RNA from Phyllopteryx taeniolatus (common seadragon), 6804 nucleotides. RefSeq names its product cyclic nucleotide-gated olfactory channel-like. Bases 1898 to 3955 code for a protein of 685 amino acids. Gene Ontology annotation, cellular component: intracellular cyclic nucleotide activated cation channel complex; plasma membrane. Gene Ontology annotation, biological process: monoatomic cation transmembrane transport. The transcript has 6 exons. The record is from RefSeq and is a predicted model, not a curated record. NCBI's taxonomy places the organism in Eukaryota, Metazoa, Chordata, Actinopteri, Syngnathiformes, Syngnathidae. Gene Ontology annotation, molecular function: intracellularly cGMP-activated cation channel activity; protein-containing complex binding; cGMP binding.
GCUUUGCCGCCACAGUCAGAAAAAAGAGCAUAGCGUUGUUGCCAGAAGCAACAAGUUCCUGCUUUCCUUUUAUUGCAUAUUGACCACCUCGGGGGCACUAAAAUGUUCAGCCUCUUGAUUCUUUUUGUUGCUGCUGCUGCCCACCUCCUUUUUUUUGUUUAUUGUUAUGGUUCUUUUGGGUUCAUAUUUUUUUUACGUGUUGGGUUAGUACACGUCUCUUUUUUUUUUUUUUUCCCUCGUUCUGUCUCACACGACACGUAAUUCCCAUUUGCACAAGACAACAUUUGAAACGAGCGAUUGGAGUUGAUGUGACAAGGUCUCCGGAUAAUUUUGUGGGUGUAGGCUACAGCGUUGUACGCAAAGGUGGAGCGGUGGCAGAUUCAAGUCCUGUGGGCUGCAACUCCCCGAAGCCCUGCACAUGAUGUUUUUGGCGAUGAACAUUUCACGCCUUCAGUUUUGUUCCUGACGAACGAUAAGGAAGCCGCACUACGUCUCCUGUGGUUUCCGUCUUUUGGAUUUUGAGCUUAAUUGCCAAACAAAUCGUUUUGUUUUGUUUUAACCAGUUUCUACUGAGCUAAAGGGUUGCUAGUUUUGUGCUCAGGCUUGAGCCAUCGAGGCCCGGUUUGCCACAUGGUACGUUUGUUUUGUUCUUCACUGUUUGCUGUCAACGUUUGCAGGCAUCUCUCACUUUCUCCGAACACCCCGAGAGGACUGACUGCGACUUAGCGAUUCGGAUGUAGGCUCCGGCACACGGCUGGAAGACCCUGCAAAGCUUACUGUCCUGGCUGUGAAGUGCACACGAGAGUUCCUGCAAAGACGGUUUCCUAGAUGAUCAUUCUCUCUCUCUCUCUCUCUCUCUCUCUCUCCCCCCUCCACCUUGUGCAAUUUCUCCCGCCCUCCAUCACCCUCUUCUGCCAUCCUUCCUGCCUCCGUGCCAAGUGGGGACACUCCUGAGUCGGAGGAGCUCGGUCGGGCUUUGUUACGUGAUUGCAUGUAUUGAGUAGAAUCCCCCCGCCGAAUGCUGUCGUACAAGCAGAUGGACUGGCUCGGUGGAUUUGUGUGAGGUCAGAGGUUACUGGACUGACAAAGUUGCCGAAGGUAGGAACGACUCUACACGUACUUUUAUAAUACAUUGAUUUUUGGCAUGUUAUUGUGCAUAUUAUGUGACAAAUAAUUUUUGUUUUUUUCUUGCACUGGACAGUGAUUUUUAAAUGUCUAAAUGGGAUAUUUGAAGCAAUUGAUUUUUUUUUUUUCACCCACCAAUACAAAAUGAGUAGGGUUUUCAUCAUUAUUAAUAUUCAACUAUUAUUUGGUCCUCAGUGGAACAGGAACAAUAAAUCCAUCCAAUCCAAAUAAAAAUGUAAUUAUUUAUUAUAUAUAUAUAUAAAAUGUGUUUACUUUUGAAGUCUUUCCCCUGCUCCGAGCUUUUACGCAAGCGAUUAGUGGAAGAGCGUCUGUGUUUUGUGUUCAACUUGUUUGAGAGCAUUCGGGAGGUUGCGCUGUUGUUUUCUCUUUCCAGGCCGCCAAGCAGAAGAGUGUGUGUGUGGGUGUGGGCAUACACACACAGCCCAGCAGUUACCCAAGUGACACCGCUCCCGCGGGAGAGCUUCAAGACGCCUCCGCGUGUUUUCAUUAAUGAUCGUCUAAUUAGUCGCACGGCGGUAACAGUCGUCAAAAUACCUCUUAGCGCUCGGGAGGCUGCGAAGGCCCCGUCUUGCCCGUCUUGCCAGCCUUGCCCGUCGCUCAUCCCUCACAAGGACGUGCGUGAGCGGCUGCUUUUCCAUUUUCAGUUGCCCCCUCCCUUGCACGCGCCUCAGUCACCAUGUGAGGGACCGCCACCGACACCCGCGGGUCCCUGACGUGCACGCCAUCGACUCGCAACCUUGCCUGCCAUCCGAUGACGAUGACGGGCCACACACCUGAGCGAGAUCGCUCCCCCCACAGCCUGUCAGUCAAGACCAGCUUGGAGGAGGAGAUCGAGCGAGCCGAGAGUAUUCUAAGCAGGGUUCCAUCCGUCUGCGACGAGACGUCCUCGGAGCUUCGGAGGGUCGCUGCUCUCGAUCCUCACGGUGGCAACUCGAGGAACUCUCUCCAAAGGAAUGCAGCCGUCUCGAGACUGGCGAGCCUGGUGCUGAGACUGAGGGAAUGGGCUCGCAGGAGCUUAGCGGCGCAGGAGCAGGAGAGGCCCGACUCCUUCCUGGAGCGCUUCAGAGGCCCCGAGCUCACCAAGGCCCCCAGCCGCACCGGCGACACGCAAACGGACGCCGGCGGCAUCCUGAGGGGGAAAUGGGCCGUUUUUGUGGUGUCCCCAUCUGCCGACGCCUACUACCGCUGGUUAUUCGUCAUCGCUGCAGCGGUGCUCUACAACUGGUUCCUCGUCGUGGCGAGGGCGUGUUUCGAUCGAUUGCAGGUGGCCAACUACAUCGUCUGGCUGGUGCUGGACUACCUCGCUGACCUCGUCUACAUCGCGGACACUUGCGUGCGACUCCGCACAGGCUUCCUGGAGCAAGGCCUCCUGGUGAAGGACCACAGCAAGCUCAGGGACAACUACGUGCGCACGUUGCAGUUCAAGCUGGACGUGGUGUCCAUCCUGCCCACCGACCUGGCCUACUUCUCCACCGGCAUCCACACGCCUCAACUCAGGUUCAACCGCCUGCUGCGCUUCCCGCGGAUGUUCGAGUUCUUUGACCGCACCGAGACGCGCACCGACUACCCCAACAUCUUCCGCAUCUGCAACUUGGUGCUCUACAUCCUGGUCAUCAUUCACUGGAACGCCUGCAUCUACUACGCCAUCUCCAAGUCUUUAGGGUUGGGCUCAGACACUUGGGUGUUCCCGAACAUCUCCAAACCGGAGUAUUCCUCUCUAACUCGGAGUUACGUCUACUGUCUGUACUGGUCCACUCUCACUCUUACCACUAUCGGAGAGAUGCCUGCGCCGGUGCGAGACGAAGAGUACCUUUUUGUGGUUUUUGAUUUUCUGGUCGGCGUUCUGAUCUUUGCCACAAUUGUGGGAAAUGUCGGUUCCAUGAUCUCCAACAUGAACGCCACCCGUGCCGAGUUCCAGGCUCGGAUCGACGCCGUCAAACAUUACAUGCACUUCCGCAAAGUCAGCAAAGAGCUGGAGACGCGCAUCAUCAAGUGGUUCGACUACCUCUGGCUCAACGAGAAAGCCGUGGACGAGCGGGAGGUGCUCAAGAACCUGCCCGACAAACUGCGAGCCGAGAUCGCCAUCAACGUCCACCUGGAGACCUUGAAGAAAGUGCGCAUCUUUCAAGACUGCGAGGCGGGACUGCUGGUGGAGCUCGUGCUCAAACUACGGCCGCAGGUCUUCAGUCCCGGCGACUACAUCUGCAGGAAAGGCGACAUCGGGAAGGAGAUGUAUAUCAUCAAAGAGGGCAAGCUGGCCGUGGUGGGUGACGACGGGGUGACGCAGUACGCCCUCCUCGUCGCCGGCAGUUGCUUUGGAGAAAUCAGCAUUUUGAAUAUUAAAGGAAGCAAAACGGGCAACCGGCGGACCGCCAACAUUCGCAGUCUGGGAUACUCGGAUCUGUUCUGCCUCUCCAAGGACGACUUGAUGGAGGCCGUGACGGAGUAUCCGGACGCUCGGACGGUCCUGGAGGAGAGGGGCCGUGAGAUCCUGAUCAAGGAGGGGAUGCUGGAGGACAACGCCGAGAGCGCCGGCCUGCGGCGGGAAGACACGGAAGAGAAGGUGGAGAGGCUGGAAUCCUCCCUGGACAGCCUCCACACUCGCGUUUCGCGGCUUCUCUGCGACUACGCGCACACGCAGCAGAGGCUGAAGCGGCGCAUCACGCUGCUGGAGCGGCGGAUGAAUCCAACGGACUGCGGCGCCGACCUCGACCCCGUCGCCGAUCUGGAGGGGACGGUCGGUGACGCUGGCGCUCGGCCUCCCAUCCACGCGGGGGACUCUACUCUUCGGAGUGCACUCGUACCUUGAAUUCCAAGUGGCCUAACUUCCGAGCCGUCGUUUGCUCGAUUCCAGUUUGGGCGAGCUUCAGAUACGCCGCCGCUUGAGUCAAGCGGGGGCAAAACAGCAAUUCGGAUACUGGCAUGCCCUCGCCGCGCCAACGGGGCAAACAGUCAAACGCACAAAUGCAAAAUGAGAACACUCGCAAGGAGCUGCUGGAGCCGCAACUUACGGCUCCGGCUCGGCGUGUUGCUCGCUAGGCCACGCCCCCAGCAUAUCAAUACAGUUCGUAGAGCAACUGAACUUUCGAAAAGUAGUUUAUUUGUAUUUGUUUUACAGUUUCUUUUAUUCUUUUAUAUUUUGCUUUCAUUAGGGAUAGGUGAGUACCGAUAGCGGCCUUAUUUGAAAAGCCUUUAAGUAUACAGUGGACCCGUGCAUACUCUCGGUUUGGCACCCGCAGAUUCACCUCUCUGCAUUUGAACGCCGCAUCUCUUGAUGGAGAUGGAAGCAAAACCCAAUCGGAUCACACGUUUCCAAAAUAAAAGUAGAUGAAAGCCAAGCGUUGAAUUCAGAGGAAGCCAACAAGCUGGUUUGGGAAUCUCCCACAUUGCGUAAUAAUCACUCAUCGGUGUACUUAACUUCAUUUAUCGAAUGAGGUCACUUGUGUUGCCAAAGUGGGAGAUUACAAUUUGUCAGCCAUCGGAUUGAACCCUUUUUAAUGUGUACAAAUCUACUGCCGCCUUCAGUUUUUGUCUCUUUUUAAACUCGCCCCCCAAAACUAAAUCAGGGAAAGGACACGCAGCUGUUUUUGUGUUCCAUUCGCUGAAGAAGGUGCUUGUUAGUUGUUGCAUGCUGCUGGGGGCAUCGGGGAACACUUUUGAGCAGGUGCAGCCCCUCCUCCUCCUCCCCAACACACACACACACACUUUCAACAGUUAGUCGCCAUAUGGCACAUGCAGGACAACUGCUGCACGCCUUCUGUGCACCGUCAUUUGCUUUUCAUAACUUGAAUAGAUCCAGGAUGCGAAAUAAAUAGCAUGUUAAUCCACAAUCAUGUCAUUUGUGAAUUGAGUCGCAUUGGCAGGAAAAAGAAGUGAGGUUACUUGCGAAGCGUCCAUCCAACCAAAUUCCAAUGAAUCUUUUUUUUCGGCUGACAAUUUCUGUCACGACGAGUCAGGUUCCAAUUUGCAAAGUGCUGCUUUUUAUUUAGAUUGAAUUCCAACUCGAUAUGCGAGCUCACUGAUGACCGCAAUGUGCACUGUACGGUUGCUUUUUUUAUGUUGAAGAUCAGCAAACAAAUGUAAAUAUAAGACAAAGAUCAGCCAAGUAUACGCGCAAUGCAGUUUUUAAAGGGUGAUUUGAUUUAUUAAGGGAACAAACUAUUCACUGGCCCCCCAGCCCCGCUAAAUCAUUAAUUAAUUAACUGUGGCUAAUCACAUUUUUUGGUUCAUUUGCACGAACCCGCUCGACCCUGAGUCGCUCCGGAGCGGUUCAGUAGAGAAAACAUUGAAAUAGAACCUGUUUGACAAAAGACUUCGAAACAGCUGUGACAAAAUGCCAGAAUCCAAAGAAAUUGCCACCGAUCGGUCGGGGAAGGUGACAAAGCCAUUUCGAAAGCUUUAGGACUCCAGCAAACCGCGAUGAGAGCCAUUAUCCUCAAAUGGAGAAAAAAAAUGAAGAGUGGUGAAUGUUACUAGCAGGGGUCGCCCAACAAAACUGACCCCAAGAGCACGGCGACGGCUUAUCCGGGAGGUCACAAAGGAAGCCAACGCAUUUGAGAUUUCAUAAUUCCGCACUUUUGCCAAACUCUGAAUUUCCGGACUUCAGUCAAAAACUCUAAUAAUUUGAGUAACAUUUGACAUUUCAGGCUGUUUUGAAACCCUACUUUAAAACUCCAACCCCGUUUUCAAACCCUACUUUAAAUCCAUAACCCCGUUUUGAAACACUGCUUUGAAACCCCAAUCCCGUUAAAAAACCCGACAUGAGACCCUAACCCAGUUUUAAAAUCAUAGUGAGAAAACUUAACCCCUUUUUGAAAAACCUACUUUGAAAGCCUUACCAUGUUUAGAAACCCGACCUUUGAAACCUUAAACCCAUUUUGAAACCCCAACUCCGUUUAGAAACCCCGACUUUGAAACCUUAACCGCAUUUUGAAACCCUAAUUUGAUACCCUAACCUUGUUUUGAAACACCUAACCCUGUUUAGAAACCCGAAUUUGUGACCCUAACUCCGUUUUGAAACCAUACUUUUAAAUCUUAAUCCUAAUUUGAAACUUUUUGUUUUAGAAAAUCCGAGCUGUUGUCACAGUCUCUAAAUAGUUUUCAAAUAAGUGAAUUUUCUGCCUUAAUUUCUAAAAACUGCAUUUUGCGUUUACUUGGGUUCUCUUUCGGAUAUUUACAUUUGUUUGAUGAUCUUAAACAGUAAAGUGGGGAAACUGAAGAGAAAAAAAUAAAUAAAAAAUUAUUUGAGAAGUGGGCAAAUAGUUUUUCAUGGGAGUGGACCUCCUUCCUGGCUUUUCAGGGGUGGGCAAAGUUUUGUUGUCAAAUAUCCUGAAGACACACAAAGACAAGGUAUUUCUGAAGAAAACUAUAUUGCUUGUAUUUUCAAAGAACAGCACACAUACAUUGGCGCAGUAGCUGUUGCAUUUCCUACUGACAAAAAAAAAAAGAAACCCCCACCCCCCACCCCCGAACACUGGGGUCUUCGGUACAUCACAUCCCCCUUCAGAGUAAACACAUGGUUUCAUUUCAUUGUUUAAUAGGCCACAGGAGGACAAAUAGUUGACGAGAAAAACAAAAACAAAACAAAAACGGCGCCGCUCGAGAUUCUUAAAGUGACCGGGAAACAAACAGACAAAAAAAAAAAAAAAAAAAAGUAAA